Cololabis saira (Pacific saury) is the source of this 955-nucleotide messenger RNA. Its product is annotated as large ribosomal subunit protein eL8-like. Gene Ontology annotation, biological process: ribosome biogenesis. Bases 1 to 930 code for a protein of 309 amino acids. Gene Ontology annotation, cellular component: ribonucleoprotein complex. The record is from RefSeq and is a predicted model, not a curated record. The transcript has 6 exons. Lineage: Eukaryota; Metazoa; Chordata; Actinopteri; Beloniformes; Belonidae.
AUGGUGAAUGACAUGUUUGAUGACGUGGGAGAAGGCUUUGGUAGAUCCCUAUUUGCGGAUGACGGAGCAGUGUGGAAGAGGGGGCGCAACAUCGAGUACUUGAUGAGAGAGAUGCAGAGAGCUCUGGACAAGGUGCAGGGUUGGGCGGACAAGUGGGGCUUCAGGCUGUCAGUAGCUAAAUCCAAUUAUGUGAUAUUUGGCAGGAAAAAGACUGUUGGCAGGCUGGGGCUUGGGCUUUAUGGAGAACAACUGUUCAUAAAGCCUUAUACUUAUCACUCCAAUAUCUGUUUCCUAACUCCACAGCCUAAAGGAAAGAAGGCUAAGGGGAAGAAGGUGGCUCCGGCCCCUUCUGUGGCCAAGAAACAUGAGGCCAAGAAGGUCGUCAACCCCCUCUUUGAGAAGAGGCCCAAGAACUUUGGCAUCGGCCAGGAUAUUCAGCCCAAGCGUGAUUUAACACGCUUUGUGAAAUGGCCUCGUUAUAUCCGCCUGCAAAGACAACGCUCCAUCCUCUACAAGCGUCUGAAGGUUCCCCCUGCAAUCAACCAGUUCACCCAGGCUCUGGAUCGCCAGACUGCCACCCAGCUGUUCAAGUUGGCCCACAAAUACAGGCCAGAGACCAAGCAGGAGAAGAGGCAGAGGCUGCUCGCUCGUGCUGAGCAGAAGGCUGCUGGAAAGGGAGACACUCCCACCAAGAGGCCUCCUGUUCUUCGUGCAGGUGUGAACACCGUCACCUCUCUGGUGGAGAGCAAGAAGGCCCAGCUGGUCAUCGUUGCCCACGAUGUGGAUCCAAUUGAGCUCGUUGUGUUCCUGCCUGCUCUGUGCCGGAAGAUGGGUGUCCCAUACUGUAUCGUCAAGGGCAAGGCUAGACUGGGCAAACUGGUGCACAGAAAAACGUGCACUUCAGUUGCCUUCACAACGACUAACCCGUAAGUGUGAUCAUAAAGCUGUAUUGGUU